AUUGAGUAUUGAAUGGGGAUUAUCAAAAUGAAUUUUGCUAUUGCUUUCACUGCCUUAUGUUUUUAAGCACUAGUCCUGUAUCCUUGUCAUGACACUAUCUCCGAGUAAGUCGACAAAUUGGAGAAAAAUAUUGUGAGAUUGGAAUAGAUGGAAGUGGAAUUAAAAACUCAUAUGGAGAGAAAUUAGGAGUUAAUCAAGCAUAGAAUAAUUAUGAAUGGAAAAAAUAUCUGAUGUGAUUUUUAUUCAUUUGUUUUUUUUAAAAUAUAAUAUAAAUAA
This is a messenger RNA of Paramecium tetraurelia, 276 nucleotides long. RefSeq lists its product as uncharacterized. The record is from RefSeq and is a predicted model, not a curated record. The transcript has a single exon. Lineage: Eukaryota; Ciliophora; Oligohymenophorea; Peniculida; Parameciidae.